AUGUCGUCAUUGAACAAAAACAAUCGUUUUCUCAUAAGAAAUCCAGAAAAAUCGGAAUACAACCAAUACUGGUACUCCAAGGAAACCAUACAAACGUUUGUACGAGUCAUUGAGGAACACUUGUUGGAGAGCUCGGAUCAUCGAGUUGCCUUCAUGUCCACUCCUUCCGUGUAUUUUUCCAUGAGCUCGGAAUUGCAACGGCAAGGAAAAUUAUUUGAGUAUGAUAAGAAAUGGGAGAAGGAUCAAGGAUUUGUGUUUUGGGAUUUUAAUCAACCCGAUAAAGUUGAUGCCUCUCUGUUUGGGCAAUUUUCAUUAAUAUUAAUUGAUCCACCUUUUAUAACGAGAGAAGUCUGGGAAAAUUAUGCGUCAGCAGCAAAGAAACUUAGAAAACCAGGAUGUAAAUUAAUUUGUUCCACAAUUUCAGAAAAUGCAGACCUGAUGAAAAACCUGUUGGAUGUGACUCCUGUGGUUUAUCAACCAAGCAUUCCUCACCUUGUUUAUCAAUAUAAUCUGUACACAAAUUUUUCUCAUGAACUUUUUGAACAAAAGAACAGCGAACUAGCUGAUUAUUAA
Naegleria fowleri is the source of this 573-nucleotide messenger RNA. RefSeq lists its product as uncharacterized. The coding region runs from base 1 to 573 and encodes 190 amino acids. NCBI's taxonomy places the organism in Eukaryota, Heterolobosea, Eutetramitea, Acrasida, Naegleriidae. The transcript is spliced from 2 exons. Gene Ontology annotation, molecular function: protein-lysine N-methyltransferase activity; nucleic acid binding. The record is from RefSeq and is a predicted model, not a curated record. Gene Ontology annotation, biological process: methylation.